Pseudophryne corroboree (corroboree frog) is the source of this 2798-nucleotide messenger RNA. RefSeq names its product aldo-keto reductase family 1 member C1-like. Gene Ontology annotation, biological process: steroid metabolic process. The coding region runs from base 9 to 1970 and encodes 653 amino acids. Gene Ontology annotation, cellular component: cytosol. Gene Ontology annotation, molecular function: ketosteroid monooxygenase activity; steroid dehydrogenase activity; aldose reductase (NADPH) activity. The transcript has 17 exons. The record is from RefSeq and is a predicted model, not a curated record. NCBI's taxonomy places the organism in Eukaryota, Metazoa, Chordata, Amphibia, Anura, Myobatrachidae.
CUACAGACAUGGCAGCCGGCUCCCAUUGCUCUCUCCUGAUGAAUGAUGGAAAGAGGAUCCCGGUCGUUGGGUUUGGGACCUAUGCUCCGGAAUACAUCCCAGUAUCCCAGAGUGAAAGAGCCACAGAAGUCGCUAUCGAGGUUGGGUUUCGCCACAUCGAUGGGGCUCAUGUUUAUGGAAAUGAGAAAGAGGUCGGUCGGGCCAUUCAGAAGAAGAUUGCAGAUGGGACAGUGAAACGGGAAGACCUCUUCUACACUGGGAAGUUAUGGUCAACGUUCCACCAGCCAGAACUGGUGGAACCAAAUGUGAGGCAGUCUUUGGAAGCCCUGCAGCUGGAAUACAUGGAUCUCUUUCUCAUCCACUGGCCCUUUUCCUGCAAGGCUGGAGGAGAUUUCAUCCCUAUGGAUGGAAAUGGGAAAGUGUUGCUGGACACCAGUAUGGACCUGUGCGCCGUGUGGGAGGCCAUGGAGAAGUGCAAAGAUGCCGGUUUGGUAAAAUCUAUCGGAGUUUCCAAUUUUAAUCGCCGCCAGUUGGAAAAGAUUCUCAAUAAGCCCGGACUGAAGUAUAAGCCAGUCUGCAACCAGGUGGAAUGUCACCCUUACCUAAACCAGAGCAGACUGCUGGGGUACUGCAAGUCUAAGGACAUCCUGCUCUCCGGGUACAGCGUACUGGGGUCACACAGGCACAAGGACUGGGUGGAUCAGAGCCUCCCGCUGCUGCUGGAAGAUGCUACUUUAGCUGAAAUAGGCAAGAAGUACAACAAAUCUCCGGCGCAUGUCGCCAUCCGCUACCAGAUUCAGCGCGGAGUUGUGGCCAUCACCAAAAGUUAUACUCCAGAGAGGAUCAGGGAAAACUUCAAGCGGAUCAGUCCCAGGGGAAUCAGCCACACACGCAGGAUGUCUGUUGCCAAACGGGAGAGUGCAGGCGCCCAACUCACCAAAGACUCCUGCCUUCUUCUCAAUGAUGGAAACAGGAUGCCAGUGAUAGGACUAGGCACAUUCACCCCAUGUAACCCUCCUGAUGAAGUGCCUGGACAAACCUCCCCUGCAGCCUCUGGUAACAAGACCUCUUACACAAUGGACCAGACUCUCCAGGAUACCGUGCAGAAGGCUGUAAAGACUGCGCUGGAUAUUGGUUACCGCCAUGUGGAUGGAGCUUAUUUCUAUAUGUCGGAGGGAGCUAUUGGAAGAGCCGUUCAGGAGAAGUUAUCUGAGGGGACCUUAAAGCGGGAAGAUCUGUUCUACACAACUAAGCUGUGGUGCACUUUCUUCCGGCCCCACCUUGUGCGCCCUGCUAUAGAAAAGUCUCUUCAGUCUCUCCAGAUGGACUAUGUUGACCUGUGCAUCAUCCAUCACCCCACAUCAUUAAAGCCAGGAGAAGAUAUUUGUCCCGCCAGUGAGGAUUGGACAGCCCAUUUUGAUAACGCUGACCUUCGCCAGACCUGGGAGGCUCUGGAGCAGUGCAAAGACGCUGGGCUGGUGAAGUCGAUCGGAGUGUCCAACUUUAACCGCAAAGGGCUGGAGCUGAUCCUAAAUAAGCCGGGACUGAAAUACAAGCCGGUCUGCAAUCAGAUAGAAUGUCACCCGUACCUGAACGAGAAUGAGCUGCUGGACUUCUGUAAAUCUGAAGAGAUCGCUCUUGUUUGCUAUGGGGUGAUGGGAACGCCGGCAGUUGCAGAAUGGACGGAUAAGAAUCCGAGUCUAUUGACAGAUCCCGUCCUGCUAUCGAUCGGUGAGAAGUACAAGAAAAGUCCUGGGCAGGUAGCCAUUCGCUAUACCAUUCAGAGGGGCUGCGCGGCCAUAGUGAAGAGCUUCACUCCUGGACGCAUCCUGCAGAACAUACAGGUUUUCGACUUCAAUCUCAGCCCGGAAGAAAUGAAAGCCAUCGACAAUCUCAACAGAAACCUCCGCUACUACAAAUACACAAUGUGGGACGGUCACCCUCAGCUACAAUAUCACACCAUGUCCUAGAUGUGGAACGCGUCUGCGCUCAGUACUCGUCCUUGAAGGGAUAUUCUGGAUGGUCGCUCCACCUAAAUAACACACACUAUUAUCAGGACUCCUUCUCUGUCCUACGCGUUCCACCGCUGCAAAGUAUCUUCAGUAUUUAUCAUUGCCAUGAGUUAUAAACAUAUAGUAAUUACACUAAUGCUAAUGCUUUCUAUGCACCACAUUAAAUAAGUAUAUAAAAUUCUUCAUAUUUGUAUAAUAUUUAUUCAUUAUGGAGUCUAUGCAAUUCCUGAUGGCUCCUCUCCGAAGGAGAGCAUCCUACAGUUCAUUAUUCAAUUUGCGGGCGUUUUCCCCAUUCUUUUGCCCCGUUUUCGACAUGCCAAUCUGACUUCUUUUAAAUUUCAAUUGGCAUGGGCGAAAAUGGAACAAAAAACUGUUGAAAAAGCACCCAAAUUCGCAAAAACAGGUGGAUAGGCAGUAAAUUCGCCAAUCCACCUGUUUUUUGACAUGUCUGGAUUUCCGACAAGUCUAAAAAAUGGCACUUAGAUUGAAUAGGGUGAAUCGAAAUUCACCCUAAAAAUGGCGAAAAGUGAAGUUUUUUCAAAUUAUCGGAUAUUCCAACAGGAACUGAAUAGACCCCUAUGUGAGGCGUAUAAUACUGUAUGUCAAUAUAUAUUCAGAGACUUUUGGCAGAUCCCCCCUCUCCCUGGCUAGUCUGUUAUACUCACAUCAACAGCUCCACGUAGCGAAUGUUUUUGUUCAAAGCUUCAAUCUCCUUCAUCUCCUUAUCCGUCAGAGAAAAGUCAAAAAUCUGCAUUUACAGGAAAAUAAAAUAAAGAUUUGCAUUUA